AUGGAGCUCACUGUCCGUCGGGCUGGAAAUGAAGAUUACCAAGCAGUGCUGGAAAUGUCCAAGGGACAUUAUGAAGGACAUGACAAUGCCCCGUCUUGUUUUAAACAAUGGCUACUAAGGGACAAUAUUACGGUGCUAAUUGGCACUUACCAACAAAAGGCCAUUGGACUCUGUGCAGUAAGCAUUAUUGAUGAUGGUCAAACAUGUUUCUCUCAUGGGCUUAGAAUACACCCACAUUAUAGAGGAAAGGGGUUUGGAACUCAAUUAAUCUUGGCUGUACGUGAGUUUGUGCGACAAAAUUAUCCAAAUGUUCUAUGUGAGAGAUACACAACAGCAAACACCCAUCAUGCUAGGCUAGCAAUUGCUUCCAAGACUCAAGAUAAGCUGCUGUUUCAGCAAGAUUCCUAUGCAUUUGUGGUAAAGAAGGAUAGAAUUCAGCUUUCUAAACUUAACGGCCUAAAUUCGUCUUGUCUUUCCCGGGUAUACAAGUAUGAUGUGGAGAAAUUCAAGAAAGAUUUAGAAAAGAGCCAGGAUUUAUUCAAACAAGGAAUCAUGGUGAUUAACUACGAACCAUAUAAAGCAGUACCAUCAAAUGUUGACCUGUGCAUAGAAGAGGGUGACUGUUUAUUUACUGACAGAACACAAGGACUCUAUUUGCAACAGUCCAACCAACUCCGUUCCUUUAGUCAUGGAUGUAUUGUCCAUGCAGCUAAAUUUACACAGUGGGCUGUGACAGUCUUCACAAAUGACUUGGUACUUUUUCAAGGCCAUCUUUUGUUAAACCUCCAAGUUGCCUGUCAGAAUAUUCAGGGAGACAUCAUAUUUCGCAUCAACCAUGAUCAGGACAANUUCACAAAUGACUUGGUACUUUUUCAAGGCCAUCUUUUGUUAAACCUCCAAGUUGCCUGUCAGAAUAUUCAGGGAGACAUCAUAUUUCGCAUCAACCAUGAUCAGGACAAGUUCUUAAAAGAAACAGCUGUAAAGUUAUUGCAGGGAACUCUUGGGCUAGAACCUGAGACAACAAGAUUUGAAGACUUUCGUGCUCUUCUAUUUGAAAAGGAACUUUAUUGA
Porites evermanni is the source of this 1071-nucleotide messenger RNA. NCBI's taxonomy places the organism in Eukaryota, Metazoa, Cnidaria, Anthozoa, Scleractinia, Poritidae. The record is from the annotation of a GenBank genome assembly.